AUGAUGCAGCUUGCGUACGACACUACUGUGAAGCUCAUGCUCUCUACACUCGAACGCAACCUGCUCCCUGAUGCCGUCACCAGGAGACUCACGCGCCUCCUCUUGGCUACGCGCCUUCGCUCUUCUUCCUACACAUCCGCGGAACUUCAGCUCUCCCACCUCCUCCACUUCGCACAUUCUUUACGAGAGAUGCCCAUAGCAAUCAACACUGAGAAGCCAAAAGCUCAACAUUAUGAAUUACCAACCGCUUUUUUCAAGCUCGUCCUUGGCAACAAUCUCAAAUACAGCUGUUGCUAUUUCUCUUCUGCCUCAAUGACGCUGGAAGAUGCUGAAGAAGCAAUGUUGAAACUGUACUGCGAGAGAUCAAAUCUGAAAGAUGGUCAUACAGUACUUGAUGUGGGAUGUGGUUGGGGAUCGCUGGCUUUAUACGUAGCCAAGAAUUACACUAACUGCAGGGUUACAGGCAUCUGCAAUUCGACAACUCAAAAGGCUUAUAUUGAGGAGAAGUGCCGGGAUCUUCAGUUGGAAAAUUUGAAUAUUAUAGUUGCUGAUAUUAGCACGUUUGACAUGGAGGCUUCUUAUGACAGAAUAUUUUCCAUAGAAAUGUUUGAGCAUAUGAAGAACUAUAAAAACCUGCUCAAGAAGAUAUCCAAAUGGAUGAAAGAGGAUAGCCUUUUAUUUGUGCAUUACUUCUGCCACAAAGCAUUUGCCUAUCACUUCGAGGACAAUAACGAAGACGACUGGAUUACAAGAUACUUUUUUACUGGAGGAACCAUGCCUUCAGCAAAUCUACUUCUUUAUUUUCAAGAUGAUGUUACAGUCAUCAACCAUUGGCUAGUAAAUGGGAAACACUACGCACAGACCAGUGAAGAAUGGCUGAAAAGAAUGGACCAGAGAAUGAUUUACAUCAAGCCAAUUAUGCAAUCAACUUAUGGCAAGGAUUCAGCUACCAAAUGGACUGCCUAUUGGAGAACAUUCUUCAUGGCUGUAGCGGAACUUUUUGGAUACAAUAACGGUGAAGAAUGGAUGGUUGCACACUUUCUUUUCAAAAAGAAAUAA
Messenger RNA from Sphenostylis stenocarpa, 1059 nucleotides. The record is from the annotation of a GenBank genome assembly. Lineage: Eukaryota; Viridiplantae; Streptophyta; Magnoliopsida; Fabales; Fabaceae.